Aureobasidium pullulans EXF-150 is the source of this 1041-nucleotide messenger RNA. RefSeq names its product putative ER lumen protein retaining receptor. Bases 125 to 772 code for a protein of 215 amino acids. Gene Ontology annotation, molecular function: ER lumen protein retrieval receptor activity. The transcript is spliced from 6 exons. Gene Ontology annotation, cellular component: cis-Golgi network; membrane; endoplasmic reticulum. The record is from RefSeq and is a predicted model, not a curated record. Lineage: Eukaryota; Fungi; Ascomycota; Dothideomycetes; Dothideales; Saccotheciaceae. Gene Ontology annotation, biological process: protein retention in ER lumen; endoplasmic reticulum to Golgi vesicle-mediated transport.
ACUUUCGCUGUCAAUUCAUUCUGUGCCGUGUCACAAGCGCCCCAUCAGCGCAAACAAAGCCUGCAGGCAUCCUUCACUCAGACCCAGUCAGCACAAGCCCAGCAGAUUGGGAUUGGUUACAGCAAUGAUGAACAUCUUCCGCAUUCUGGGCGACUUGUCGCAUCUGUUCUCCAUCCUUAUCCUGCUGCACAAGAUGAAGACAUCCAGCAGCGCAUCAGGCAUCUCGUUCAAGUCGCAAUUCCUCUAUCUCAUCGUAUACGUUACUCGAUACAUCGACCUUCUUUGGACAGACCCCUUCAAGAGCCUGUGGAACACUACUUUCAAGCUCGUCUUCAUUGGAACCUCUUCAUACAUAAUCUAUUUGAUGCUCAACGACUACAAGCCUACCCACGACCCCAAUCUCGACACAUUCAGAGUUCAGUACCUGGUCGCAGGAAGUGCUGUUCUGGGAAUUCUAUUCCCUUACAAGUAUAUCCCUUCCGAGAUGCUCUGGGCCUUCUCCAUCUGGUUGGAAGCUGUCGCCAUCCUUCCCCAGCUGUUCAUGCUACAAAGAACCGGCGAGGCAGAGACCAUCACCACACACUACCUCUUCGCCCUGGGUGCAUACCGAGCCCUGUAUAUCCCCAACUGGAUCUACCGUUGGUUCACCGAGGGUUGGUUCGAGCCCAUUUCGGUCAUCGCAGGUCUUGUUCAGACUGUCCUGUACUCCGAUUUCUUCUACAUCUAUUACACCAAGGUUUUCCAAGGCAAGAAGUUCAACUUGCCUGUGUAGACGAUCAACAAUACGCAUUCUCGGUCGGAGUUGAAUUUACGACUUUCUUGUUUUCGAUAACCAAAUGCAUGGGCAGGCGCUUGGUGAUGAGCAGAUACCCUUCUCAAGACAUCUUCAUAGCCAUGAAUAGAUCAGAAUCCAUUUCAAAAGUUUCAACCAGGGGUAGGUCGUCAAUCUGCUCAGUCUCGUCGUUCGAGGCCAAGCCGGAUUUCACGGGAGAAUAUACCGCGCAGCUGGCAUUCACAGCACGUACGGCCACAGUCAGCUGA